CGUUAAUUUUUUUUUUUUGCCAAAUGUGUUGGUGAGUGUUUUGGACAGUUUUGGAGUACAUUAAGUUUAGUCGAAUGAAAAAAAAAGAAAAAAACAAAUUUAUCAAAAAAUUAAUUUUAACUAUUUGGUGAAUAUUUUAAAGCCAAUUUUUAAUUAAAUGAUUAAAAAAAAUGUUUCAAUGGAUCUUCUACUGGCAUUGUUUGCAUCAAUAACAAUUGUUGUCGUUAAAACGACUGAAGCAUUUAAUGUAUGUGGACCAACAACAAAUGAUGAAACAUCAUCCAGUUUAAUUUUUGUAUCAACAUUGGAUGGAAAAUUAACAGCACUUGACCUUGGUGAAAAUGGUAAGCCAAAAUGGUCACUUGAUUUUGAUGAGGAACCAAUGUUAUCAUCUGGUACUCAUGGACGUGAGUUAAAUAAUGAUGGAAGCUGGAUAAGAAUGAUUCCAUCAUUAAAUGGUGGACUUUAUGUAUUUGAUGGUAAUAAUGUUAAGGCAGUACCAAUAACAACAGAUCAAUUAUUAAAAUCAUCAUAUCGUUAUUCUGAAGAUGUUGUUUUUUCUGGAGGUAAAGAAACACGUUCAUAUGGUGUAUCAAGUACAACUGGUAAAAUAAUUUAUCAAUGUAACAUCAAUGGUUGUAGUAAUAAUACAGAUGAUGAUUCAUAUAUUGAACAUGAUGAUGUAUUGAUUGUUCAAAGAUUUCAACAAACAGUUAGAGCUGUUGAACCAAGAACUGGACAUGAAAAAUGGAAUUUUAGUGUUGGACAAUAUCAAAUUGAAUUAAUACCACGUGAAAGUCAUGAUUGUAAUAGUAAAUUAACAAAUAUUGCAAAUGAUAUUGAACUAAGAGUUGUUGUUCCUGAUGGUAUUGUUUGGGCAAUUAAUAAAACAAAUCCAAAUGUUAAAUUAUGGCAGCAUAAAUUUGAUUCACCAAUUGUAUCAAUAUGGCGUGAAGGAGCAUCAAAUGAUAAUGAUAGAUCAAGUAAAUUAAAAUCAGUUAAUUUAUUUGAUAGUACAAAUUGGAGUAGAGGAUCAAAUUUUAUUGAAAGUCCAAGUAUUUAUGUUGGUAUGCAUGAUAGACAAUUAUAUAUACAAGAAAAUACUGAUAAAAUAAAUGAAUUAAAUAUUAAAACAUCAAAACAAACAACAUUUCCAUGGCAACCAUAUCAAGCAACUGAUACAGCAAUUGCUGUUGUUGAAAAUUCACCAAAAACAACAGCACUAUCAAUUUUAUAUAAUACUGAAUAUGUUAAUGGUAAUGGAUUUUAUUUACAUACUAAAGAACAUCAUGAAGAAUCUCAUCAGUGUAAUAAAACAGAAGAAAAUAUUAUAAUUCCACAAGUUGAAACAACAUCAACAACAACAACAACAAAUUAUGAUAAUUCAAGUAAUGAUAAUGAUAAUAAUGUUGAUGAAGAAACACCAGUACAAAUAAUAAUUGUAUCAUUAUGGUAUUGGUGGAAAGAAGUUAUUAUAAUAUCAAUAACAUCAGCAAUAUUACUUAAUUUUAUGUUACCACAAAAAUUAUUAAAUGCAACAACACCAGCAAAAGAUGGUGUAUUACCACCAUUAGUUGUUGAAAGACACUUUGAAACAUCAAAAGAAAAUGAACGUAAAUUAUCAUUUAAUAAUCAAGAUAAUAAUUCAGAUUUUAAAUCAAGAUAUUUAACUGAUUUUGAGCCAAUUGAUUGUUUAGGUAAAGGUGGUUAUGGUGUUGUAUUUGAAGCAAAAAAUAAAAUUGAUGAUUGUAUGUAUGCUAUUAAAAGAAUAUCAUUACCAAAUAGUCAAGAUUCACGUGAUCGUGUUAUGAGAGAAGUUAAAGCUUUAGCUAAACUUGAUCAUCAUAAUAUUGUUCGUUAUUUUAAUGCUUGGCUUGAAUGUCCACCAGCUGGAUGGCAAGAAACACAUGAUUCAAAAUUCAUUGAUAAAAUGAGAUUUUCACCAUCUGAAUUACCAUCAGAAACAUCAAUGUCAACAAAACCAAGUGAUCAAGUAUGUAUUGAUGUACCAUCAAGUAAUAGAUCAUCAGUUGAUAGUGCAUUUGAAGCUGUUGAACUUAAUAAAAUUAAUGAUGAUGAUUCUUAUAUUGUUUUUGAAUCAUCUGAAUCAUCAAAAUCAAAUAAAUCAUCAAUUUUUAUUGAAGAUGAAUUAGAUAAUAAUGAUAAUUCAGAUUCAAUUAUUUUUCAAAAUAGUACAUCAUCAGCAAAUAAUAAUUUAAAUACAACAAAAUCAAUCAAUAAUAAUGAUACAAUUGAUGAAUCACAAUCAAUUAUUUUUGAUUCUUCAAUAUCAAAUUUAAAUGUUGCUGAAAAAAUAAAAAAAAAAGCAUCAUUUUCACUUGAUUUAAAUAAUAUUAAUAAUACAAAUAUUACAAAUAAUAAUAAAACAACAAAUAAUAAUAAAAAAAAUAAUAAUAAAACACCAAAAAUGUUACUUUAUAUACAAAUGCAAUUAUGUCAAAGAAAAAGUUUACGUGAUUGGUUAAAAAAUCAAUCAACACCAAGAGAUUGUAGUAAAAUUAUUUUAAUAUUUCAACAAAUUGUUGAUGCUGUUGAAUAUGUACAUUUACAAGGUUUAAUACAUCGUGAUUUAAAACCAUCAAAUAUAUUUUUUGCACUUGAUGAUAAAAUUAAAAUUGGUGAUUUUGGUCUUGUUACGGCAAUGACUGAGGGUUAUGAUAAUGUUGGUACACCAAAUGAUGAUACAUAUGAAAUUAAUGAAAAAAAUGGUAUUCAUACUGCUUGUGUUGGUACACAUUUAUACAUGUCACCAGAACAAAGUGAUGGACAAUCAUAUAAUUAUAAAGUUGAUAUUUAUUCACUUGGUAUUAUAUUAUUUGAAUUAUUAAAUGCAUUUAGUACAGAAAUGGAAAGAGUAACAGCAUUAUUAAAUCUUAGAAAAACAAUAUUUCCACAUGGAUUUGAAGAUAGAUAUCCAAACGAGUAUAAACUAUUAAAAAUGAUGUUGGAUAUAAAUCCAUCAAAGAGACCAACAACUUAUGGAAUCAAAGCACAACCACCAUUAAAUAGAACAGAAACUGAUGGAUUAUCUGAUGAUGGUGAUAAGUGGCAUUUUGAUUUACCACAAAUAAGUAGACAUUCAUCAACAACUGGCAGUAGUAGCAGUGGUACUGGUGAAUCAUAGAAAUAAUUUUUUUAAAUUAAUGAUAAAACUCAAAUGAAUAUUAUCAUAGCUGUUGUAAAUUACAAAAUCAUAAAAAAAAAAAAAAAAAAGACAGUUAGCAUUAUUAUAUUAUUAAUUAUUAACAAUACUUGUUGUUACAUAUUAUAAUGAGUUUAAAUUUUGAAUGUACAAUUUUGUUUAGUGACGUUAAACGGUUAUUUUUUAAUAUUUUUUAACCGAUAUUAACUGUUAAUCAGUUGUUGCCAA
Molecule: messenger RNA, 3391 nt
Organism: Aphidius gifuensis
Lineage: Eukaryota; Metazoa; Arthropoda; Insecta; Hymenoptera; Braconidae
Gene: PEK
Product: eukaryotic translation initiation factor 2-alpha kinase
Exons: 4
Coding region: 158-3145 (995 amino acids)
Biological process (GO): protein phosphorylation
Molecular function (GO): protein binding; ATP binding; protein kinase activity
Source: RefSeq, a predicted model, not a curated record